Messenger RNA from Acaulospora colombiana, 264 nucleotides. NCBI's taxonomy places the organism in Eukaryota, Fungi, Glomeromycota, Glomeromycetes, Diversisporales, Acaulosporaceae. The record is from the annotation of a GenBank genome assembly.
AUGACAAAGUUUUCUUCCACUGUUACGAUAUUGUGUCACAUUCUUGUUAUUCGUGAAUCGGGUCACAACUACCAUAUCUGCCCAGCUGACACGGUCAACGUUCUCGUGACACUUCAGGUCAUUAAUCCAAAUCAACGCUUUUUCGGUAACAAUCAACCAUUUUUAAUUGCGACUCUUCACGUUACCCCGGUGUUCUCAAGGUUUGACACGCGACGUUGCCCAUUUGUCAUCUGUAUGCCAAACAUUGGUCCGAUUUAUUGUUAA